Messenger RNA from Microthlaspi erraticum, 1893 nucleotides. The record is from the annotation of a GenBank genome assembly. Lineage: Eukaryota; Viridiplantae; Streptophyta; Magnoliopsida; Brassicales; Brassicaceae.
AUGUAUUGGAUUGAUUUCACUGAUCUCUCUAUUUCAAUUGCGGUUGUUUUUUUUUUGUUUGGCAGGGGAAUUGUAUUGGAGCCUCGUUGUCCCAAGAGCGUAGAUGGGAUUAGCAUUGACCCUGAGCCUAAUUGGAAUUUCGAUAGCUUGGUCUCUGAAAUCGAGUCUGUUGAAAAGAAGCUCAAUGCCUUUUCAAAGUUUCUACGGCCAUUCACUAAGAAAACCUUCCGGACGGGAAGUAGCGGUAGUGGUGGAGGAUUUGUAAUGCGUGUAUCUGAAGAUGAGGUGGAGAGUGAUGAAGAUGAAGAUGGUGAUGAUGAUGAAGAAGAAGAAGAAGAGCAUCGUCAAAUCUGUACAGGGGGGAAACGUUUUGCUUGUGAUGAGCUAUACAUGAGUGAUGAAUCUGAUUCUGAUGAUGAGUUUGAUUGUGAACCUGAGACCUUUUUGAUGAAUAAGAUGGGUCUGGCUGAGACUGCCUUAUAUGAGGUGGUCAAUGAACACGAAGCCGAAGUUAAGGAAGAUAUUAGGAAUCAAGUAUCAGUUGUUGAAGCAGAAUUAAUGAACGAGAUUGAAACGUCUCGCGAUGCAAUAGCCCGGGUUGAAAAGUACAGAGAGACUAGAAAAGAAGUUGAACGGAAACUUGAUCUUCAGUAUCAGCGAAAAGUUGCUGAAGCACUUGAUAAUCAUCUGACUGCAGUCCAACAUGAGCAUAAAAUCAAAUCGCAAAUAGAAGAAAGAAAAUUAAGGAGCGAGGAAGCUCAAGAGGAAGCUAGGAGGAGAGAAAGGGCACAUCAAGAAGAGAAAAUACGUCAAGAAAAAGCUCGUGCAGAGGCUGAGAUGCAAGCAAAAAUUAGAGCUGAAGAAGCAAAGAAAGAAGCUGAGAGAAAGGCAGCCAAAGAAGCAGCUGAAAAGGAAGCAGCAGAUCGCAAAGCUGCUGAACAAAAAGUUGUGGAAGAGAAGGCUGUGACAGAGAGAGUUAGUGUUCCCGGGGAUAAAUCAAUCCAAGCUGCCGAAAGUGCUUUGACUGCGGAGAAGCACAGAUUGAAGAAGCUCGAAGAGUUAGAAGCAAUGAACCAAUCUCUAAAAUCACGUCCAAAUGAGGACUUUAAAAGCUUUGAGAUGCAUAUUUCAAGGGUGAUAAAACAAAUAAGGGGUACAAAGGAGAAUGUAAGCAAUAAAAGCAACGAAAUUGUCAAAAUAUUAAAGGACCCUCGUUGUCCGGUGUCCAUCACUAUUGCAGCUUUUGCCAAGAAGAUUGUCUCCGCUCAGGACCCUUUCGCAGGCAGCUACGUAAUUGUUUAUGUCACCUCCCAGGUCCCAGAAGCUAUGGAAAUUCUUCUAGCUGAAUUCCACAAAGCUUGCAUAUACACAGUCCCAAAGCAUAUUCUUAACUCACAGUCAGCUUUGGACUCAGACGCAUAUCAACGCAUAGAUUCCACAAUGAGACUCUACGGUGCACUUGUCCAGACAGAUAUUCGGGAUCGCAAUGGUACCAACAUUAACAUUCAUGGGAUCGAAAACGGGUGGGCUUGGUUAGCCCGGUUCCUUAACAAAAUCGCAGCCAACAGAGCUACCGCAACAGCCUUGAUCGCAUUUCUCCAGGCGGCAGGGUUUGGUCUUCACCAGAGAUACAAGUCUCAAUUCGUGAAAGUUCUGAGCGUUGUCAAAGAGCAUUUCUUGGCGAAGCUGAAGGCGAAGAAGGACACGUCGGAUUUACAAACGAUCAUACUCGAUAUCGCGACGUACGUAGAUGACAGGAUGUAUCUUACGGAACCUGAAGGAAGAGCUCUGAAGGCGAAUCUUUUGUCGAAAUCGGCGGAGUUUACUGCUGAAGUAAACCAGCCGAGCUACAACAAUCAACAUUACCAGAGGAAUUAUUACAGAAACUAUUGA